Molecule: messenger RNA, 2169 nt
Organism: Rhododendron vialii
Lineage: Eukaryota; Viridiplantae; Streptophyta; Magnoliopsida; Ericales; Ericaceae
Product: cyclin-D4-2-like
Exons: 6
Coding region: 470-1546 (358 amino acids)
Biological process (GO): mitotic cell cycle phase transition; regulation of cyclin-dependent protein serine/threonine kinase activity
Cellular component (GO): nucleus; cytoplasm; cyclin-dependent protein kinase holoenzyme complex
Molecular function (GO): cyclin-dependent protein serine/threonine kinase regulator activity
Source: RefSeq, a predicted model, not a curated record
GUACCGAGGACACUAGUGUCAAAGAAUCCCCUCUCUCUCUCUCUCUCUCUCUCUCUCUCUCUCUCCUCCCUGCCCUUCUUCAUUUUCCUUGUCUAUAUUUUGCAACCUCAUUUUCUUGCAUUGGUGCCUCUCUUCCUCAUCUCUCUCUCCACAUUUGCCCUAGGUCUGAUAAGCCGCUCUCUUGCAGUCUUUUCAGUCCACCUAUGAUAUAACAGAGAGAGAGAGAGAGAGAGAGAGAGGUUCAUCUGUUGCCAUUAAUUUGUUGUUUCUUCUUAUUUCCUUUUCAUUCAUUGAUUUUCUCUCCAUUUUCGAUUCAGAAAUCUAUUUCUACAUCUUAAAUCCUACUUAAAAAUCAAUCCAACAAGCACAAGAACUCUGUUUUGUACUAUUUAUUCCCAUUUCAUCAGAUAAAACAUCCAUAUAGAAAGAGAGUUUUACUUGGAGAGGAAAAUAUUUGUGGGUACUGCAAAUGGCGCCUAGUUUUGAUUGUGCAGCGUCAACCCUCCUAUGUACAGAAGAACACAUCAGCAUGUUUGCUGAUGAGUUUGAAAAUGGGGACAUGAUUGAGGAUUUUGAGCCUGUUUGGCACCAUAGGAACAAUGGGACUAAUAAUCGAAACAAGGAAUUUGAUGGUGAAUCAUGGUUCACUGGGUUGCCAGUUCUUAGUGAUGAGUGCUUGGCUUUAAUGGUGAAAAGGGAAUGUGAGCAUUUGCCUAGAAGAGAUUACUUGAACAGAUUGAGGAAUGGGGAUUUGGAUUUGGGGGCUAGAAGGGAAGCUGUUGAAUGGAUUGGAAAGGUUGUUGCCUAUUUCAAUUUUGGACCUCUGUGUGCAUAUUUGUCAAUAAUAUACUUGGACAGAUUCCUUUCAGUCUAUCAAUUACCUAAGGGCAAAGCUUGGAUGAUGCAAUUGUUGGCUGUGGCUUGUUUAUCCAUUGCAGCCAAAAUGGAGGAGACUGAGGUUCCUUUAAGUCUAGACUUACAGGUGGGUGAGUCUAAAUUUGUGUUUGAAGCCAGAACCAUACAGAGAAUGGAGCUUCUGGUUAUGAGCACAUUAAAGUGGAGAAUGAAAUCAGUCACCCCAUUCUCCUUCAUUGACCAUUUCCUUAGGAAGAUCAAUGGUGAUAAAAUCCCCCUAAGAUCUUCAAUAUUUCUGGCAACCCAACUCAUUUUGAGCACAAUAAAAGGAAUUGACUUCUUACAGUUCAGACCUUCCGAAGUUGCAGCAGCAGUAGCAAUUUCUGUUGCAGGGGAAAGUGAAACAGUAGACACUGAGACAUCAAUUUCUCUCCUCAUUGAGCAUGUAGAAAAGGAGAGAGUGAUCAAAUGUGUUGAGAUGAUUCAAGAGACAUCAUUGAUAAGUGCAACUAUUAAGGGUACAAGUGCUUCGAACCAAUCUGUGCCCCAAAGUCCAAUUGGAGUACUAGAUGCUGCAUGCUUGAGCUAUAAAUCAGAUGACACAACAGUUGGGUCAUGUGCAAAUUCUACUCAUAAUACUCCAGACACUAAGAGGAGGAAGCUAAAUAGACCCUUAGAAGUGGAGAUUUAGUGGGUAUAUGAGGAGUUAUUGGUCAUUUCUCACCCAAACCCAAAUCUUUUUGGUGUUGAAAACAGGGGGAAAAAAAAAGAAGUUGUUUUUUUCUUUAUUAAAGGUAAAAUAGGAAAUGAAAAAUGAAGGAGGUCAAUAAGUUGGGUCAUGAGUGAGGGAUGGAGAAAUGGCAUCACAACAUUUCAUGCUCUUAGCAUGAAGGAAACAGACACCAGCUGUUGGUUGGAAAACAAAACAAAAGGAAAUGAAUGAGAAAUCUGGUUAAUGGAUGAUCGAACUGUGCGGCUACUGACGAUCAAUAGGUAUUGAAAAUCACUAUGCUUAGGAGGCGCUUAGGAGGCUUAGGCAGUUCAGUUUUUGUGGAGGAUUGGGACGUCUCAUUGGUUGGCUUGAUAAAGGAACUAGAGGAAGAAACAGGAGAGGAAGCAUGGGAAUGGUUCAAUGUUCAUGUCUAUUUUUUAUUUGGUUUACUAUUUUUUAGUUUGUUUUGUGAAAAAAUGAUGGAAAAAAGAAACUUUGGAAGUAGGAUUGGAAAAACAUACCAAAGGUAAUAGGAUUUGGGCUUGUUUUUUAUUUUGUGUUUAUAGUUAUGGUAUGCAGAAUGUUUUUUGUUUUUGCAUCUC